This is a messenger RNA of Physella acuta, 5543 nucleotides long. Its product is annotated as kazrin. Gene Ontology annotation, molecular function: protein binding. The record is from RefSeq and is a predicted model, not a curated record. Lineage: Eukaryota; Metazoa; Mollusca; Gastropoda; Physidae.
UUUAAGCGGAUUUUUCUUUAUACUAUGGAUUUAUUGUCAGCAAAGUUCAAAGAAACUUGAAAGGAUAAGACGGAGAACUUUGUUCAAAAUUUUUAGAAUGAACAGGUUAUGCAAUGGAUGGAUAAUUAUACACAAAUUUAUGAAACAUUGAAAAAUCGAUUUUAUUUUCAAAGGAGAAUGUGUGCUUCUUUUUGUGAUGAUUAAUUAAGUUAAUUUAAAAUGGAUUCGAAGUCUAAAACGAAACGAUUCAAAUUUUCAUUUAAAAAAUCGAACGCGGAAGAAAACCACCCGGAAAUCGACCAGAUUCUGGACUACAACCGCCGACAUCCGAUCCCCGGAAACAUCAGCCCGAUCGACUCCUGCGGAACGCCGGAGAGCGAUUUUAAACUGGAGUCGGAUCCGUACCAGAGGGAUAAUGUGGAUAACAACGAGAAGAAGAAAAGCCAACGUCAUCAUAAACACCAGCGGUCAGUGUCUAUGGAGGUGAAGCAGAGUUUAUCUGUUGAAGAUGGUAAGGUCAUUGACUCCCCGUCGGACGGACAGGAGAUUUCAAACGUCGGAGACAAUUCUGAGAAAAUUCCAACCGAGUCCCCGGUCAACGGGAUGAUAGAAACCAAAACACAAAUCCACAUUGUGGAAAAAGUUAGCAGCACGAUCACGGAGAAAAAAGCGGAAAAAAUUGUGAUCUUAACUCCGAGGAAAGCUGAAAAAUUUGUGCUGCGAACUCCGAAAAAAGCCGAGAACGUUUCGCUCCAAACUCCGAAAAAAGCCGAAAAAUUUGUACUUUUAACUCCGCGCAAAGACGACGAUAUAAAAAGUGCACCGACGUCACCUCAGACGUUCACAUUCGUCUCGCAGACGUCAAACGAGAAAACGGAAACGCCCACACCUUCUAAAGAAAGCCCAAAGUUACCUGAAAUGUUACCAGUAAUUCAGGAAAAAACGACGGAAAAAACCACAAUGGUUGUCCCCCCUUGUCCGCGCUAUAGCCUGGGAUUCCUCAAUGAUCUCCAGAACAAACACAAAUUUUCUAAAGCGGUUUCAAAGCAGAACGAGGUGGCAACGACAGCCAUCCAGUCUUUAGAUUGCCUAAACGACCAAAUCGUCCAGUACAUCGUUUCAAGCCAGUGUCAGCUGACCAAAGAUGGCGAAGUUAGGAUGCCAAACGAAUCAGUCCAAUCCUCUAUGGUACUUAUUCGGAGACUAUUGCUGGACGCCCAGGCCAGAUUUCGUAAGAUGGUAGAGGAUAACAAACAGCUUGCAAAUCACAUCGACACGUCUAUUCAGGCAGCUAAUCAAGAAGUAAGUCUACUCAGAGCAGAACUAGCUUCAACCAAUAAAAAACUGCAUCAAAUUAAUCAUCCCGAAGAUAUGGGCAAAGUGGACAAAGGGACACAAGUUGAGAAAGAUUUUUCAAAAGAUAUUGCAUGUGGAGGAGAAAAAUCAGAUUCAGACAAAGAAGACAUGGAGACAACAGUACAAACCCUCGCCAAAGAAAACGAACAAUUACUUGAAGAUUACAAACGUCUGAUUGAUGAUCACGAUGCACUAAAGUGUGCACAGGAAGAUUUAAAACAUGAGAAUGAGCAUUUGAAAGCUGAGAAUGCCAGACAGGAGCAACAGCUGAGGAACUUGAGGAAAGACUAUGAGGAGCUGAGACUGGCUAAACAUGAACCUUCCUCACCAGAUAACAAACCCAGCUAUGGGGAGCUCAAGCUUGAGCUCAUUCAAACCAAACAAGAAUUGAACAGAGCUAAAGAAGUUUUACAAGGUAUGAAGAGUGAUCGCAAAAGAUUAAAAGGGGAGAAACUAGACCUCCUGAGCCAGAUGAAACAACUUUAUAGCACCCUUGAAGAAAAGGAAACUGAGUUAAGGGACUUUAUUCGCAACUAUGAACAAAGGGUCAAGGAGAGUGAUGACAUGAUAAAGCAGCUUGCCAAGGAAAAGGAAGAUGUAGAGAAUGAGAAGUGGGAUAUCAUCACGAAAGCUAAGGAUGCAGCUGAGAGGGCCAUGUUCCUCAAGACCCAGCUGGACAACAGAGAGCAGACCCUGAAGGAGAUGGAGACCAAGUUAAAAGAGGUGCAGGAGCAACUGGCAAGCCAAGACAACAACAUCACCUCAACAACAGGACCAAACACAAUCAUCACUGACAUAGAUGAUGAUAUUGCUGUUGCUGAUGACAAUGGGUUUUCUACAAUGGAAGAGUCCUCUGUUCUUAACUGCACUUUCCAGGCUGACCAGGACAACGGAGCACAGAUUUUUAGCACAAGUCCUAUCAGUACCACAGACUCCACUGAUGCAUCUAGCCUUGUCUUCAAGUGGUUCACACAGAGCUCUGACUUUGAGAUACCUCUGGAGUCUAAACCCAGCAAGAAAAAGAAGAAAAGCUUUGGUUCCCUGUCACGGGUGUUCAGCAAAGGUCGGAUGAGACGAUCUAUUGUCCUGCCACAUGCAGAGAGCUUGAUAGCUGAUGACACAAGCCCUAAACUGUGUGUACUAAGUCAGGACAACUACCAGGAAAAACUGAACACAAUAGAAAAAAUGGUGGGUGUCCACAUGAGAGAUUGGAGGGCUCACCAAGUACUGGCUUGGCUGGAGAUCACACUAGCCAUGCCAAUGUAUGCCCAGAACUGUCUCAUGAAUGUGAAGAGUGGAAGGAUCCUACUCGGCCUAAGUGACAGUGAACUGAGUGCAGCUUUGGGAGUAACCAACACAAUGCACAGAAGGAAACUCAGAAUAGCUAUUGAACAGCAUAGAAACCCUAAUGAAAUAAAAUAUUUAAAAGCCAGUGAAAUGGAUCCCACGUGGAUUGCACAUCGCUUUUUGCCUGACCUUGGCCUUCCACAGUACACAGACAUAUUUGAGGAGCAGCUGUGUGAUGGGCAUGUCUUGAAUACACUAACACGCCGUGACCUGGAAAAGCAUUUCUCUGUCCACAGGAAGUUCCACCAGUCUUCCAUUCUUCAUGCGAUUGAGCUGCUGAGGAGGAUUGAUUUUAACAAAGAGAAACUAUACCAUCGUCGCAACUUAUGUGAAGACAAAGAUACUGAUUUAAUUGUAUGGACUAAUGAAAGACUGAUGAAGUGGACACGAUCAAUUGAUCUGGGUGAAUACUGUGAAAGCCUUGUUGAGAGUGGGGUACACGGAGCCUUAAUGGUCCUGGAGCCAUCUUUUAAUGCCGAUACUCUUGCAGCCAUAAUGGGGAUCCCUCCAUCUAAGUCAUACAUCAGGAGACAUUUAGCCUCAGAGCUGGAUAAUAUUUUAAAACCUGCCAGGUCUUACCAAAAAGGAAUGAAAAUUCUCAGAGCUGCCUUAGACACUGCAGAAUGCAAAGGGGGUGACAACAAAAACAGUUCCUCAAAGAACCGCAAGGGUUCACAGGACAAGGGACUCAGGGUCCUAGAGGACAAAGGUCGCAGGAAGUCAGCGGAGGAAGGAAGGUCAAGACUGAGUUUUAGGGGCUCUCUUGGCAGAGCUUUUGGGAAGAAAGUACGAGAUGACCUAAAGAUUGACUCCGAUCCUUCUAAACUGAAGAUUUCCGCACCCAUACCAAUACAGCAUUCUAGUCUUUCCUCAUUAAACAGUGAUUCUGAACUAGUCAAAAAAGGAUUUUGUAUCAAGGAACCCAGUAAAGAUAUUUAUAAGUGUAAGCCUAUUAAAGAUCCAAAGAUCAACGGCAUUGCAGAACAAGACCUUAGAAGACUUUGCUUAACGAAGUCAGAACAAACAUUAAAUAAAAGUUUUGAAAUAGUGUCUUCAGGUAGCAGAUCUCCAAAGGAAGUUAAAAAAGUUGUUGAAUUGAAGGAAGUUAAAAAAGUUGUUGAAACACAGGAAGUUAAAAAGGCAGAAGUUCCAAAGGAAGUUAAAAAGGAUGUAGAUGUUAAAAAUUCCACACAAGUUUUACAAGAGAUAAUCAGAGACAUGAAGCUAAAUGAUGUUGAAGAGGAGGAUAAAUCAUCAAAAAAUUCAUCACAGGAAACACUCACAGAGCAGUCUGUCAAGUAUGAAACAAACAACAAUUUAAAAAAAGAUCUCACCUCGCAAAAUAACGGCACGUCCCAUCAUUCUUUGUCUGAAUUCUCACCGAAAACCUCUUCCAAAAAAACCUCGCCCAACAAGGAAGUGAGAAUUCUCUCACCGGAGACAACUCUUCUUGUUAUCAAACCCAUUUGUAAAAGACCUGGACCAGAGCUCUUCAAGAGGCACAGCAGCUGGGUGGGGUGUGAGACAUCUAGUCAGAAGACAACAACGCUGAGGCCACCCGAGGGCCAGUCCAAGCGCCACAGCAGCAUCAGUGCAAUGGACCAGGUGGUCAGCAAAGAUGGGUGUUUCAGUAGGGAGAGUAAGUUCACCACUAUACAGAAGGGGUCUUUGCCUGGCCUUCUACCACAGACAACCUCUGUUUAGAAAUAAAUGUGGUCAGUAGAGAUGACGAAACUGGGUGUUUCAGUAGGGAGAGUUAAGUUUUUAUAUACAGAAGAGGUCAGAGGUCUUUGCCUGACCUGCUACCAGAAACAAACUGUUUAAAAAUCAUGGCUUUUGUUGCAAUGCACUUUUUAAAAAAUGUUAAUUGUUUUAAAACACAUUUGAAAUUUUACUAAAUAUUUUACGUUAUUUUUUUAACAGUCUCAAUAAAUUUUACAGCAUUAAAAUAGUUUUUUUAGAUAUAAACAAAAAGAAUGAUCAGAAAAUUAUUUGUACAAUUUUAAUGAAGCACUAUGUUGUAUUGAUAUAUAAAUCACUAUGUUUGUUUUAUUUAUAAUAAUUCUGCAAGGUUAGAAUUUUUGUAAAAUAGCAAUUAACAUAAAUUUAGUUCAUUCUUCUUUCCACUGCACAAAAUGACAAGUGAGCUCAUUUAAUACAAAUGUCUCUUCAUAUUUUUUUCUAAAUUUCUACCCGACAUAUUUUCAAUGUAAUAUCUUAUUCAAACUUUAAAUUAUUUUAAAAUUUCAAUUUUUAUUCAUAUUUUUUAACAAUAUUUUGAAAAGUGUAAUUUUUUAAAUUGCUUUUUUAAAACCACAGUUGUUUUUUUUUUUAAUUGCUAGGCUAUUGUACACUCCGAUAACUAGUCAAGAAAAUAGAAAAUAAUUUUUAUAAGGUUUUUGUGCAAUUUCUCCAUGUCACAUAAGCUUUUUAUGCUGACAUUUAUUGUAAAUAUUGUACACAAUGCAUGGUGCUCAUAUUUAAUGUAUGUUUUAAUACUGUCUAACUGAAGAAUGUGUUUUCAGAUUGUUUGCCUACAAAUGUUAUGUUUGUCUCCCUUUGAAGUAAUAAUUUCUAAUUAUUAAAGUAGAAAUAAGCAUUAAUGCGUACAAUACAUGCUAAUGUUAAAUUGUUUUGAACUGCUAUAUGUCUGAUAUGUCUGGAAACUUUCGUCCCAGUGCUGAUCAUUUCGUAAUGUCCAAAUCACUGUUAGAUGAAACCUCACAGCUUGAUGAUAGGGAGGAGAAUUCUUGUCUGUGUAUAGAUACAACUGGGUAAAUCAUAAGAGGUCUAUUAUUUUCCAAUAAUUAAUUUGGUUUAUAUAACAUACAUUUUUUUUU